Elaeis guineensis (African oil palm) is the source of this 393-nucleotide messenger RNA. The record is from RefSeq and is a predicted model, not a curated record. Lineage: Eukaryota; Viridiplantae; Streptophyta; Magnoliopsida; Arecales; Arecaceae.
AUGGGAUGGGAGAAGACGACGACCGACGUCGUGGUUCGUGUGGUGGGUUCCGACAAAUGGAGUGUGGUGGCGUGCAGUGGCGUCGGAGUGUGGGUUCCGACGUCGGAGUGUGACAGCGAGGCGGCGAAUCUGGUGCAUGCGGUGGGGCAUGCGGCAGUUUCGACGAUCGGAGCGCAGAUGGAGGCUGCAUCGAGGGAUCGUCAACAAACCUUAGCUAUUCGUUGGAUCCUUGGAGCAGCUUUCAAACGACGUAUAAGCUACAGGAUAAGCUUAGAGAAAUGUUCAUUUGCUGAGAUACUGGAUGCUUACCGAAAGAGGGGAAUUGCACGUAAGAGAAGGGAGAAUCUUCAUGGAUUUGCUUUCACCAAUCGAAGUUUCAUGCAUUUCAGAUGA